Messenger RNA from Engraulis encrasicolus (European anchovy), 2553 nucleotides. It is a transcript of the gene dars2, whose product is annotated as aspartyl-tRNA synthetase 2, mitochondrial. The coding region runs from base 343 to 2298 and encodes 651 amino acids. The transcript is spliced from 17 exons. Gene Ontology annotation, cellular component: cytoplasm. Gene Ontology annotation, molecular function: ATP binding; nucleic acid binding; aspartate-tRNA ligase activity. Gene Ontology annotation, biological process: aspartyl-tRNA aminoacylation. NCBI's taxonomy places the organism in Eukaryota, Metazoa, Chordata, Actinopteri, Clupeiformes, Engraulidae. The record is from RefSeq and is a predicted model, not a curated record.
AGACGAUUUAUAUUGGUCGGUUAACAUUAGGUACAGCUCUGGACUGGGAUGUAGCUUGGGUUUUGUACAUAAUUUCUAAACGGGAAGGUGACUGUAAACGCAUGGGUAGAUUGAGCACGGUUUUAGCCUCGAUAGUGCUGUAAUGGUGAACACUGCGUAAUAUUUACUGUAUGACACUUUAAUACAUACGUGUUGCUGACUGCCAUGGGAAAUAUGAUGGACUUUUUUGAGUGUGUGCGGAUAGGCUGGAAUGACAUGCUGUGAAACAUGGUUGCACCUCUCAGUAGAUUCUUACACAAUUUAUUUUCUUGAAAGCCUCUGUUGACACUGGCCAGUACGAAAAUGUCCUGCAGGGCACUACGGAAUGCAUGGCCUCUACUGAGACCAAGUUCUUUGGCAAGAACCUUACUCGUCCAGCCUCGCCAGGUUAGUGCUGCAAAGGUUACAAGGAUCACAGCUGCCCGGAUCUGGACCCAUGGACCACUCAAAGCCCCCUCCAACAUUACCUCAGGUCGCAGUACUUUCUCUUUAAGAACUCAUUCUUGUGGAGAACUGUGCUCAACCCACGUUGGUCAAGAAGUUACACUGUAUGGCUGGGUACAGUAUGUGAGGCAGGAUUUAUUUGUGAUCUUGAGAGAUUUCAGUGGACUUGUUCAAAUUCUCAUCCCACAAGAUGGGGUUCUGGGGAAAACUCUUCCUGAACUGUCCCACGAGUCUGUCAUCAUGGUGAAGGGAAAGGUGCAGCUUCGUCCAGAAGGACAAGAGAACAAGGCAAUGUUUACAGGAGAAAUUGAGGUUUCUGCCCAUCAUUUGGAAGUUUUAAACAAAAGCAGAAAAUUGCCUUUUGAAAUUAAGGACUUUGUGAAAAAAUCAGAAGCCCUCCGUAUGCAGUACCGCUACCUCGACCUCCGUUCCCCACAAAUGCAGUAUAAUUUAAGGCUUAGGUCUCGUCUUGUUAUGAAAAUGAGAGAAUUUCUUUGUAAUUUACAUGAGUUUGUGGAUGUGGAAACGCCUACCUUGUUUAAAAGAACCCCUGGUGGAGCCAAGGAGUUUGUCGUGCCCUCUCGGGAGCCUGGGAAGUUUUAUUCACUGCCUCAGAGCCCACAACAGUUCAAGCAACUGCUUAUGGUGGCAGGCAUAGACAGGUAUUUUCAGAUGGCUCGCUGCUAUCGGGACGAGGGCUCUAAACCUGACAGACAGCCAGAAUUCACACAGGUGGAUAUAGAGAUGUCUUUUGUGGACCAGGCAGGCGUCCAAGCCCUGAUUGAAGGCCUGUUGCAGUAUUCUUGGCCAGCUGAGAAGGGAACCAUUAGCACUCCUUUUCCCUCAAUUACCUAUGAAGAAGCCAUGAAGGACUAUGGAGUGGACAAACCAGACACAAGAUUUGAAAUGAAGCUCAUAGAUGUCAGCAAGGCAUUUGAGGGUACUGAAAUCUCAUUUCUUCGGGAUGCACUUCAGCAACCAGGAGGCUGCAUCCUGGCAAUUUGUGUACCAGAUGGAGCUAAACUUAUUAAAGGUAAAGACUUGGAAGGUCUCAAAGAUAUUGCCAAGACUCAGUUCAACCAGGAGGUGAGUGUGUUGCAGGUGAGGCCCGACGGCUCCCUGAAGUCGCCCCUGAGCAAGUUCCUGUCAGACGGCGCCCGGCUGCAGCUGCAACAGAUGGCGGGGAGCGGAGCGGGAGACCUCCUUCUCCUCGCCUCCGGCACUACCGACCACGCGCGCCCUCUCCUCGGCAAGCUAAGGCUACAGUGUGCUGAUCUGCUGGAGAGCCGAGGUGUCUCCGUGAGGGAUCCGUCCGCCUUUCACUUCCUGUGGGUGGUGGACUUUCCCCUGUUUCUUCCCAGCGAGGACGACCCGGAUCAGCUGGAGUCGGCUCAUCACCCCUUCACGGCUCCUGUGCCAGAGGACACCCAUCUGUUGUACUCGGAGCCUCACAAGGUGCGUGGGCAGCAUUAUGACCUGGUUCUGAAUGGCUGCGAGAUUGGCGGCGGCUCCAUUCGUAUUUAUAACGCCGCAGAGCAGUGCUACAUUCUGAAGACUAUCCUGAAGGAGGACCCCUCCCUCCUCUCCCAUCUCCUGGAGGCCCUGGACUCUGGAGCGCCACCACAUGGUGGCAUUGCCUUGGGACUUGAUCGCCUGGUAUCCAUUAUACUUGGCACCCCCAGCAUCCGGGAUGUUAUUGCCUUCCCCAAGUCUGUCCGGGGUCACGACAUCAUGAGCAGAGCCCCUGACAGUGUGGCUGAGAAGGAGCUUCAGCAUUACCACAUCCAAGUGACCUGGCCCGAGGAGGGGGAGUAGGCACUGGACCUCUAGCCUACCUUAUCACUCCAGCCAAAAUUGGGUGUCUGUCUGUGUCUGGUUGUCUGUUUGUAUGGCCUCAACAUGGGAAAGACGGCUUGUCCCGCGAGGAAAUGAAACGUGGAUGGAUGAAUGCGUAGGGAAGGUAAAGCCUUCUCUUUUCAGUGCUAGAAAGUGCAUUUAUCUUUAAAAAAAAACCACACACACGUGUCAUCUUACAGUAUCUGAUUUCUCUUUGUAAAUAAAACGAAAAAA